Gracilinanus agilis (Agile Gracile Mouse Opossum) is the source of this 4353-nucleotide messenger RNA. RefSeq names its product WW domain containing E3 ubiquitin protein ligase 2 (gene WWP2). The record is from RefSeq and is a predicted model, not a curated record. Gene Ontology annotation, biological process: negative regulation of transcription by RNA polymerase II; protein K63-linked ubiquitination; regulation of monoatomic ion transmembrane transport. Bases 1 to 2619 code for a protein of 872 amino acids. Gene Ontology annotation, molecular function: ubiquitin protein ligase activity; protein binding. NCBI's taxonomy places the organism in Eukaryota, Metazoa, Chordata, Mammalia, Didelphimorphia, Didelphidae. The transcript has 23 exons.
AUGGCAUCUGCUAGCUCCAGCAGGGCAGGAGUGGGCCUGCCUUUUGAGAAGUCUCAGCUUACUUUGAAAGUGGUGUCAGCAAAGCCCAAAGUGCACAGUCGCCAGCCUCGCAUUAACUCUUUUGUGGAGGUGGCAGUGGAUGGGCUCCCCAGUGAGACGAAGAAGACGGGGAAACGAAUUGGGAGUUCUGAGCUACUCUGGAAUGAGAUCAUCGUCUUGAAUGUCACAGCACAGAGCCACUUAGACCUGAAGGUCUGGAGCUGCCAUACCCUGAGAAAUGAGUUACUGGGCACUGCUUCUGUCAACCUCUCCAAUGUGCUGAAAAACAACGGGGGUAAAAUGGAGAACACGCAGCUGACUCUGAACCUGCAGACAGAGAACAAAGGCAGCGUUGUCUCAGGCGGAGAGCUGACAAUUUUCCUGGACGGACCAACUGUUGAUCUGGGAAGUGUGCCUAACGGCAACGCCGUGACAGACGGAGCACAGCUACCUGGGAGAGAGCCCAGUGGGACAGCUCCAGCGACUGAGGCACGGCACCAGCCGCCCAGCACAAACUGUUUCGGAGGCCGAUCCAGGACACACAGACAUCCCGUUGGACCAACCAGAACCACCACAGCAAAUAGUGAGCAGAGCCCCAAUAGCAGAAAUCGACAUCGGCAACCAGCCAAGAGUCAGAACCAUAGUGGCUUGGCCAAUGGGACAGUGAAUGGAGAGUCUGCAGCAGCUACUGAUACUGAAGAGCGGCCUGUGGUUGGUGUAACUUCCCCCCCUCCUGCAGUAUCAAGUGUGACCCCUACCCCUGGGGCUGCCUCACUCCCGGCCACAGCAGAACCCAGAGAAGGAGAGGAACCAGCUUCCAGUGUGAGUGCCCAGCAGCCCCUUACAGCAACACAGGCUUCAGAAACGCUGCCUCCUGGGUGGGAACAACGAGAAUUGCCCAAUGGGAGGGUCUAUUAUGUUGACCACAAUACGAAAACAACUACCUGGGAAAGGCCUCUUCCUCCAGGCUGGGAAAAGCGUGUGGACCCUCGAGGAAGAUACUACUAUGUGGACCACAAUACUAGGACUACUACCUGGCAGCGUCCAACAGCAGAAUAUGUGAGGAACUAUGAACAGUGGCAGUCCCAAAGGAAUCAGCUCCAAGGAGCCAUGCAACAGUUCAGCCAAAGAUUCCUCUACCAGUCUUCUGGUGCCUCAUCCGAUCACGAUCCACUCGGCCCCCUUCCUCCUGGCUGGGAAAAGAGGCAGGACAAUGGGCGGGUGUAUUAUGUUAAUCACAAUACACGUACCACCCAAUGGGAAGACCCUCGUACCCAAGGGAUGAUUCAGGAGCCUGCCCUGCCCCCAGGCUGGGAGAUGAAAUACACCAGCGAGGGAGUCCGCUAUUUUGUGGACCACAACACGCGUACUACAACUUUUAAGGAUCCACGUCCUGGAUUUGAAUCAGGGAGCAAGCAAGGAGGUUCUCCAGGAGCCUAUGAUCGAAGCUUCCGCUGGAAGUAUCACCAGUUCCGUUUUCUCUGCCAUUCAAAUGCCCUUCCCAGUCACGUGAAGAUCAGUGUGUCCAGGCAGACACUUUUUGAGGAUUCUUUUCAACAGAUCAUGAACAUGAAGCCAUAUGACCUACGUCGCCGGCUGUACAUCAUCAUGCGUGGUGAGGAGGGCCUGGACUAUGGUGGCAUUGCCAGAGAAUGGUUCUUCCUCCUGUCUCACGAGGUGCUCAACCCCAUGUAUUGUUUGUUUGAAUAUGCUGGGAAAAAUAACUACUGUCUGCAGAUCAACCCGGCCUCCUCCAUCAACCCGGACCACCUCACCUACUUCCGCUUCAUCGGCAGGUUUAUAGCAAUGGCACUUUAUCAUGGUAAGUUCAUCGACACUGGCUUCACUCUCCCCUUCUACAAGCGCAUGCUAAACAAGAGACCAACGCUGAAGGACCUGGAAUCCAUCGAUCCUGAAUUCUACAACUCCAUUGUUUGGAUCAAAGAAAACAACCUGGAGGAGUGUGGGCUAGAGUUAUAUUUCAUCCAGGACAUGGAGAUCCUGGGUAAAGUGACAAGCCAUGAACUGAAGGAAGGAGGCGAGAGCAUCCGUGUCACUGAGGAGAACAAAGAAGAAUACAUCAUGUUGCUGACAGAUUGGAGGUUUACCCGCGGUGUAGAAGAGCAGACCAAAGCUUUCUUGGACGGCUUCAAUGAAGUGGCUCCUUUGGAAUGGCUCCGCUAUUUCGAUGAGAAGGAACUGGAGUUGAUGCUGUGUGGCAUGCAGGAGAUCGAUAUGGCUGACUGGCAAAAGAAUACCAUCUACCGUCACUACACCAAGAACAGCAGACCCAUCCAGUGGUUCUGGCAGGUGGUAAAGGAGAUGGAUAAUGAAAAAAGGAUCCGCCUGCUGCAGUUUGUCACAGGCACCUGCCGCCUGCCUGUGGGAGGAUUUGCAGAACUCAUUGGUAGCAAUGGACCCCAAAAGUUCUGCAUUGACAAGGUUGGCAAGGAAACCUGGCUCCCUCGGAGCCACACCUGUUUCAACCGUCUGGAUCUUCCCCCCUACAAGAGUUAUGAACAGCUGAAAGAAAAGCUACUAUAUGCCAUUGAAGAGACAGAAGGUUUCGGACAAGAGUAAUGAAGAGCAGCCCUCUCUUGAAUUGCCCCCAGUGGCUGGGCAGUAACUAAGUCCUGUCCGUGUGGCAGCAGGACAUUUGAUUCUCGAGGUCCCCAGAAGGUGGUGGGGUGGGGGUCUCUAGCUCCCCUUGCAUUGGCAGAUUUUCCCAGGCCCUCGUGCCCAUGAGCUCCUGUUCCCACUCUUGGCGGCCAGCUGGUGGGAACCUGGAAUGGAGCCUGGAAUAAUCCAUCAGUCCUCUCCUCACUGUGCGUGCAUGUGCGUGUGCGUGCAUGUGUGAGAGUGUGUAUGUGUGUCUCUGCGUGUGUCUGUAUGUGUGAGCAUCCUGGAUCGGAAAGCAGAGGUCCAGAAUCUCCGUGAAGGUGUUCCUUCCUUCCUUCUUCCAGUGCUGGAGGAUCACAUUUGAGAAUGUGAUGGGGAAGACACCCCUAUUUUCAUUGGACCAAGCAAAUGCCCAGAAGAAGGGGUGGUGAGAGAUACAGGUUAGAUAAUCUUGGUGGAGGGUUUCCUGGCCUUUCCCAAUAGCAGAAAUUUUGAUGUUUGAAAUAGAAGUUUAAAAUUAUUUUUAGUGAUUCAUUGAAAUUGAAUGUGAGUGUGAGGGAUUUUAGGGGCAGCCUGAAGGCCGGGCUGAGCCCGUCACACCUCCUCUGUGGAAGCCCAGCAGAGGCACUACAAGUCACUGGGUAGAGGAGGAGGGUGAGGCCAUGGCAGUGGUCAUUCCAGGUCCUUUGCAUCCUUUAAACCUGAAGCAGAUCAUGGAGGGCCUUUGGGGUGAUGCUACUGCCUCUCCAUGGAGUUCGGCUGGGACCUUGGGGGAACCAGGCUCCGAAGACUCAAGUUCUCCACUAAACUCAGCCCCACCCCCCAACUGAACCUCCCCCCAAACACAGUCGAAGGUCCUCUGAGUCUAGUGGCCUUAAGAGGACUGCCUAGGCUUGCAAUGGCCAUUUCCCUAAAGGCAGGGGCUCGAUGCAGAAACAUCUUCUCCUGAAAGCUUCCCUGGAACAGGGCCCAGCUUGGCAGCAGCUGGAGACUUGGGAGAACCGAGCAGCCUGGUUCCCUGUCCCUUCCUCUGGAGUCCUCGGGUCCCUGCCAGUGAGGGGGCUUCAGUCGGUGAGCCCUGCGCAUAGGCUUCUGGUUCUCUGGGCCAGGGUCCUUCCUCCCUGCUCAGUGCGCCCCAUUAUCUCCUGUUUUGGAAUGAGAUGGGAAGUGCCAUAGUUGGCUGGUGAAGACAGGCUUCAUUCUGCCCCCGCUGAAUUAGCUCCUUUAGCUGGCAGGAAAGGAAGACGGGAAGCGGCACUUUCUGCCCGCAGUGUCUGGGCCUCCGUGUUUGCUUUUCCCCUCUUGCCUUCUUGAUUCUGGCAGGCUCCCGACGCCUUUUUAUUUCCUUCCUCCUUUCUGAAAUGUGUUCCUUUGAAGGCGGCCUUUACUCAAGGAGCCCCCAAAUGCCUGCGUCCCCUCCUCCCUGCCCAGCCCGACCCGACCUGUGCCAUAGGGUUCUAGCUUUAAAGUAGGCUUCUUGGCGGCUGCUCCCUGGCUGGUCCAGUUCUUCGGACCUGAGCCUGGCAGCGCCACAUUGAUGUGUGUCGUGCGUCCCCCUUUGGAUGAUGCCUCGCUCAGGGUGGGGGGGGGCAACCUUUGUUUCUUCAGUGGUUUGCCACGUGGCCCUACCACCCUUUAGGUCAUGCAAGCUGCGGGGGCUGGAAGCCGCCUGCCUCGGCUCUGAGGUGUCACAAC